Messenger RNA from Penaeus indicus, 1764 nucleotides. RefSeq names its product protein glass-like. Gene Ontology annotation, molecular function: DNA-binding transcription factor activity, RNA polymerase II-specific. Gene Ontology annotation, biological process: regulation of transcription by RNA polymerase II. The transcript has 9 exons. The coding region runs from base 1 to 1764 and encodes 587 amino acids. Gene Ontology annotation, cellular component: nucleus. The record is from RefSeq and is a predicted model, not a curated record. Lineage: Eukaryota; Metazoa; Arthropoda; Malacostraca; Decapoda; Penaeidae.
AUGAUCCUGAUCCCGGCUGUAGCAGAGGUCGUAUCAGGUGACCUCCGCUCGCCAGGUAACGAGCGCCAACUACGAGAGGUAAUCACUGACUUCGGAGGCACAAAGGGGGAAGCCCGCGGGAUGCAAGAUGCCGAGAUUGCCUCAUUUGAAGGUAGUUCUUGCGUUGGCUUCCGCCGAAGGUGGGCGAAGCGACAGAAAAAGAUGGACAGCUGCUACGUUCCAAACAACCCAGCAUACACUGACUGCUGGCGGCCGCUGUCACCCACCUGCGGCCAGGCGCCCGUGCUCACGCCCCUGCGGCCCUUGGCGGCGCCCAGCCCGCCCGUGCACCCACCGCCUGCGUACCCGCCCGCGCGGUCCCCCCUUCCGCCCACCAGCCACGCGCCGGACUUCACACCCGCCCGCACGCCGCCAGAUGCCUCCGAGUCCUCGAUGUACACGUCCACCACGCCGCCCACCCACUCCACCUCCGUGGCGACGACGAUGGGCGCCUUCCCGCCCCUGUUCGACCUGGAGCCCCUGCCCAACUUCGUGACGCUGUCGCCGCAUGCACCCUACAAACCGCCACGCCCGCGUCCGCUGGCCGCCGCUCUAACGCUGUGUUCCUCCCCCAGCAAGGAGGCGAGCGGAAUGCUGGGGAAGGAGAAGGGGGACCACAUGGCCGAUGUCCUGCUGUCCCUGAAGCACGCCGUGGUCCAUCCGCACCAGACGUUACCGAGUAUGAUGGGCGGCAUGAGCGCGGGCGGCUGCUACACGUCCGGCGGCUACCAGGACGCCACCUACGCCUCGUCAGCGCCUCCGCACAUGUUCCCCGCCAUGAGUGUUAAUGUGUCCAUGAACAUGACCAUGGGCGUGUCCAACGUGAACAUGGGGUACUCGCCCGACCCGUCGCUGCAACACCAGCCUCUGAACAUCUUUAAUCAUCGCGACUUGAACCCCCAGUGGCCGGCGAGUUGCGCAAGUCAGCAGGUGACCUCCGUGUCCCCGAUCAGCGGCAUGGGAUACCCACAGCCCUCGGCUCCGGGUAUAGUUAGCCCUCUACCCGUACCGUAUAGUGGGUCUUGCAGCCAGGGCUACAGCGUGGGUUCUUACUCGUGGGCGGGUGACCUUCGCUCCGAGCACCCGCCCAUGCCGAGUCUGGAUCGUGACCUCUGUCUCAGGUCACCGCCGCUGCGACCUCGCCCGGGAUCGCCUGGUGCGCCAUACCCCAACUCCACACCACCCGGCGGCCAACUGUCGCCUACCCUGAGCGCCCUCCGCAGGCGUCCCAGCUCCGUGGGGAUGUCCGGCAUCACGAGCUCCCUGGAUGUAACUAAACCCAUGAUGAGCGACGGCCUUAAACCCAACCUGUGUCGCAUCUGUGGCAAGACGUACGCUCGGCCGUCGACACUGAAAACGCACCUCAGAACACACAGCGGCGAGAAACCUUACAGGUGUAACGAGUGCAACAAAUCCUUCAGCCAAGCGGCCAACCUGACGGCGCACGUCAGGACACACAGCGGCGAGAAGCCCUUCCGGUGUCCCAUCUGCGACCGCCGCUUCUCCCAGUCGUCUUCGGUCACCACGCACAUGCGCACGCACUCCGGCGAACGUCCCUACCGCUGCAGGAUGUGCAAAAAAGCCUUCAGCGACUCGUCCACUCUCACCAAGCACCUGAGGAUCCACUCCGGGGAAAAGCCGUACCAGUGUAAAUUGUGUUUAUUGCGGUUUAGUCAGUCCGGGAACUUAAAUCGCCACAUGCGCGUCCACUCACAAACUUCCUGA